AGCUCCCCCUCAUAACCUUGAGCACGAAGCACGAAGAAUAAUUCUGCAUCGACAUCUUCGUCUAUUCUCUGCCAGCCUCGCUCAGCUCUAGGUAGAACAGGCUUAGAGAAGUCCGCGCCAGAAGCUCUACAAUACCAAUACAUUUUCAUUCAGCAAGCUCCAACAUGGACCCCACCAAGCCAGCCGGCGCCCCCUCCAACCUCCAAGAACCCAAAUACAUUGACUUCCCAGCUCUCCCAGCCGAUGCGAAGCAUGAGGAUGGCACCCCUGUCUUGAACAGAUGGUCUUCGACCAUCACGAAGGGUCAUGAUUUUCCUGGUGCGAAGGCAAUGCUUUAUGCGGCAGGCAUUCCCGACAACAAUGCGAUGACGAAGAGUCCCCAGGUGGGAGUUGCUUCUGUAUGGUGGGAAGGCAACCCGUGCAAUAUGCAUCUUCUAGACUUGGGCAAGACGGUGAAGAAGGCAAUCACAGAACAGGGUAUGAUCGGGUGGCAGUAUAACACAGUCGGGGUGUCGGACGCAAUAACUAUGGGCAGUGAAGGCAUGAGAUUCUCCCUCCAGACCCGCGAAUUGAUCGCCGACAGUGUCGAGACUGUCACCUGCGCUCAGUACCAUGAUGCUUGCAUUGCCAUUCCAGGAUGUGACAAGAAUAUGCCUGGUGUAGUAAUGGGAAUGGCCCGACACAAUCGCCCCUCAAUCAUGAUUUACGGAGGUACCAUUCAAAUUGGCUAUUCCAAUCUUCUUAGGAAGCCUAUUAACGUGUCUUCCUGUUUCGAGGCCGCUGGUGCUUAUGUAUACGACACCUUGCGUCAACCGGACGAUGGAGGCGACACUAGCAAGACUAAAGACGAGAUCAUGGAUGAUCUUGAGAGACAUGCCUGUCCCACUGCAGGCGCGUGCGGAGGCAUGUUCACCGCCAACACAAUGGCCACAGCGAUUGAGUCUAUGGGUCUUUCGUUACCCGGUUCCUCCUCCACGCCCGCUUCCUCUCCGUCAAAAAUGCGGGAAUGUGUCAAGGCAGCGGAAGCUAUCAAGAUUUGCAUGGAGAAAGACAUCAGACCGAGGGAUCUGUUGACAAAGCGCUCUUUUGAAAAUGCCCUCGUCAUGACAAUGGCUUUGGGAGGAAGUACCAAUGGUGUCCUUCACUUCCUGGCUAUGGCCCGGACAGCCGGGGUUGAUCUGACCCUGGAUGAUAUUCAGAGAGUCAGCAACAAGAUUCCCUUCAUCGCUGACCUUGCCCCCAGUGGAAAGUAUUACAUGGCGGACCUGUACGAUAUCGGAGGUAUCCCGUCCGUUCAGAAGCUACUGAUUGCAGCGGGCCUGCUCGACGGCGAUAUACCUACGGUGACUGGCAAAACUCUGGCUGAGAAUGUGGCUUCUUUCCCAUCACUGCCGGAGGACCAGGUCAUCAUCCGGCCUCUCAGCAAUCCAAUCAAGUCAACAGGACACCUUCAGAUCCUUCGAGGCAACCUUGCCCCUGGAGGUGCCGUAGCCAAGAUCACUGGCAAAGAGGGUACGCGCUUCGUCGGCAAGGCACGGGUGUUUGACAAGGAACAUUCUCUCAAUGAAGCUCUGGACCAAGGCAAAAUCCCCCGCGGCGAAAACCUUGUCAUUGUGGUUCGUUACGAAGGCCCCAAGGGUGGGCCAGGAAUGCCAGAGCAGCUCAAAGCCAGUGCUGCGCUCAUGGGAGCUAAACUCACCAACGUGGCCCUCAUUACAGAUGGGCGGUACUCUGGAGCCAGUCACGGGUUUAUUGUAGGUCAUAUUGUACCUGAAGCCGCCGUUGGGGGACCGCUCGCAGUGGUUCGUGACGGCGAUGUCAUCACCAUCAAUGCGGAGACAAACGAGAUUAGCAUGGAUGUCUCUGACGAGGAACUUCAACAACGGCUGAAAGAGUGGAAGCCUCCGGCUCCCAACGUCACACGGGGUGUGUUGGCCAAGUAUGCCCGACUAGUUGGAGAUGCUUCCCACGGAGCCAUGACGGAUCUUUUCUAGAUCCAGAACAUGACACUUGUUGUCUUUUCUUGUACAAUUCAAUUGACUGAUGGUAAGCGGUGAGAGCAAAUGAAGACCUAUUGCGAUAUAUCCCGUUUACUCGAGCCAUUCUUUUCGUAGUGC
Messenger RNA from Aspergillus brunneoviolaceus CBS 621.78, 2117 nucleotides. RefSeq names its product putative mitochondrial dihydroxy acid dehydratase (gene ilv3B). Gene Ontology annotation, molecular function: dihydroxy-acid dehydratase activity. Gene Ontology annotation, cellular component: mitochondrion. Lineage: Eukaryota; Fungi; Ascomycota; Eurotiomycetes; Eurotiales; Aspergillaceae. Gene Ontology annotation, biological process: branched-chain amino acid biosynthetic process. Bases 165 to 1994 code for a protein of 609 amino acids. The record is from RefSeq and is a predicted model, not a curated record. The transcript has 3 exons.